This is a messenger RNA of Suillus subaureus, 465 nucleotides long. RefSeq lists its product as uncharacterized. The record is from RefSeq and is a predicted model, not a curated record. NCBI's taxonomy places the organism in Eukaryota, Fungi, Basidiomycota, Agaricomycetes, Boletales, Suillaceae. The transcript has 3 exons. The coding region runs from base 1 to 465 and encodes 154 amino acids.
AUGUGGCAGAGGGCAUCAUGCUGGUCAUUAGCCCUUGUUCUCUUCAUUUUUCUGCUUUUCAAUGCUUUCCAAGUCCCUUGUGGACAUGCGGGAUGCAAGUGGUACUUCAAGACUACCACUGGAUGUACCAAGCACAUCCUUUCUGCCAAUCCCAUCAUGUCUUUCCCACCUCCAGAGGACUACAAUAAUGGUCUGGCAGAUGUAGAGCCUGGUAUAUUCCAGGAUGCUCCCGAUGAUGCCAAUUUCUCAGACUAUUUGGAUCCUGCUGCUGAGGAACCAAGAUCCUCCCCUCUACCUGAUGUACACACAGAGUUUUUUGGGCCCAGAGAUUCACUUAAUCAAAAUCACCAUGCCCUUUUGGAUGGGGGGGUGAAGUGGCAGGGUUUCUUGUACCCAUACUCAGAUGAGAAGCCUGAUGGAAACUACCCACCCUGGAUGGAUGGGAGUUAUGAUGUUUGGUACUGA